This is a messenger RNA of Agrilus planipennis (emerald ash borer), 6145 nucleotides long. It is a transcript of the gene scrib, whose product is annotated as protein lap4. The transcript has 19 exons. Lineage: Eukaryota; Metazoa; Arthropoda; Insecta; Coleoptera; Buprestidae. Gene Ontology annotation, biological process: neurotransmitter receptor transport postsynaptic membrane to endosome; neurotransmitter receptor transport, endosome to postsynaptic membrane. Gene Ontology annotation, molecular function: protein binding. Gene Ontology annotation, cellular component: adherens junction; postsynaptic membrane; postsynaptic density. The record is from RefSeq and is a predicted model, not a curated record. The coding region runs from base 336 to 5657 and encodes 1773 amino acids.
GUCAAAUGAUUUAAGAUGUCAGGCAGGCGUAACAUGAAUGCAGCUAGUAGUUGUAGACGAGGUUGUUUUUUCAGAUAACGGUAUUAAAAAGUGUAGUGCGGUGUCGUUGUUUAAACGUUUUUAUUAAUUUUUAUGUUUCCACAGUAUUAGUGUAACAUAUAUUUUUCUCUUUCUAACGCUGCACAACUUAACACAUUACCCUACCUUUAACUAUAAUGGUGGUUUCGGGAGUGGCGUUUGUGAUAGAAAUGCAAAAUUUUUAAAUAAUUUGACGUGUAAUUUCUGUAAUAAUACACUUUUCAAGUUAUGUGUUGUGUUUGCAUUUCCUAAACGCAAUGUUUCGUUGUAUUCCAAUUUUCAAAGGCUGCAAUAGGCAAGUUGAGUAUGUUGAUAAAAGACAUAGCUCCUUACCAACAGUUCCUGAAGAAAUCCUAAGAUAUUCAAGAAGUUUAGAGGAAUUGUUACUCGAUGCCAAUCAUAUCAGAGAUUUGCCAAAGAAUUUCUUUCGUUUACAUCGUUUAAGAAAACUUGGGCUUAGUGAUAAUGAAAUUAAUAGGCUGCCACCUGAUAUACAGAAUUUUGAAAAUUUAGUGGAAUUAGAUGUAUCAAGAAAUGAUAUACCAGAUAUACCUGAGAGUAUUGGUGCCUUGCAAGCUUUGCAAGUAGCAGACUUUAGCUCAAAUCCAAUUCCAAGACUUCCAUCUACUUUUUGUCAAUUGAAAUCAUUAAAAACUCUAGGACUCAAUGAUAUGUCACUUACAUCCUUACCUGCUAGUUUUGGUAUGCUCACAUCAUUAGAGUCUUUAGAAUUACGUGAAAAUUUAUUGAAGGAAUUGCCUGCCACACUCUCUGAACUGGUAAAGCUUGUUAGACUUGAUUUGGGUGAUAAUGAAAUAGAAGAGCUGCCACCACAUAUUGGUAAAUUACCAGCUUUGCAAGAAUUAUGGUUGGAUCAUAACCAGUUGCAAAGGUUACCCCCUGAAAUUGGGGAGCUGACAAGUUUAACAUGCUUAGAUUUGUCAGAAAAUCGAUUAGAAAGCAUUCCUGAAGAAAUUUCUGGUUUAAAGAACCUAACUGAUUUGCAUUUAUCGACAAACGUCCUAGAAACAUUACCUAAUGGUAUUGGGAAGUUAGAGAAGUUAAGUAUUCUAAAAGUGGACCAAAACAGACUGACCAUUUUAAACUGUACAAUAGGGUGCUGCUGCAACCUGCAAGAGCUCAUAUUGACUGAGAACUUUCUUAGCGAACUGCCAAAAGAAAUAGGCAAUUUAGUUAAAUUGACCAACCUGAAUGCUGAUCGCAAUAGUUUGACUGUGAUUCCAGAUGAAAUCGGUAAUCUUCGUGAACUGGGUGUAUUAAGUUUACGUAAUAAUCGGUUAGUUUCGUUGCCCGAUACAUUGGGCAAAUGUGAGUCAUUACAUGUCUUAGAUGUUUCCGGCAAUCGUUUACCCUACUUACCAGUUUCAUUAAUACAAUUGGGACUCAAAGCUGUAUGGCUAAGUGAAAAUCAAGCUCAACCAUUAUUAACAUUUCAAACUGAUACUGAUAACGCUACUGGAAAAACAGUUUUAACAUGUUUUUUGUUGCCUCAACAGGAAUACAGACCUCCUUCGGUUCCAGAGGAUGCUGGAAGUGACGACGACUGGGAGGAGCGCGAAGCCAGUAGGACACAUUCUGUUAAGUUCACUGACCCUCAAGAACCUGACUCCAAAGAGACGCCAUUUGUUAGACAGAACACCCCCCAUCCUAAAGAGCUAAAAGCCAAAGCUCAUAAGCUUUUUGCAAGGGGUCAAAAUUCUUUAGAAGAGAGCAGCGACAUUCAGUCGGAGCCUAUCGUUGAGGCAGCUAAUCCCAUCGUUCAAAUACCGGAAACGAGAGUAGACAGAGAUGGCGAUAAUUACUUUAUCGAAAAUAACCAAAACAGCAGAGAAAGUUCGGAAGAAGAGGAAGACGAUGAUGAUGGCACUGAUAAUGAGCUCUCUACAAAGCGAGUGGGAUUCACGGGUAAUGUGGAUAGCGGUGACGAUGCAUGUUCAGCGAAACCUAGCCGAUUGCAUCGUCGAGAUACACCGCACCAUCUCAAAAAUAAGCGCGUGAAUGCGGCCGUCGACAAAGACAAGAUCACGUCCAUCAUUGCCCAGGUGCUCAAGCGUAGAGAUGACAUUUCUGAAACUUGUACCACUACACCGCUGAAUUCGCUGGAGAAGGAACAAGUCACAAUUGGCAGUGAAGCUGGUGGUGACAUUAAAUCAGCGGUGGACGUGGUUGAAGAGAUCUACGAAAUUCAUAUUGAACGAUCAAAUACAGGUCUGGGCUUAUCGAUAGCGGGUGGAAAAGGUUCAACACCUUUUAAGGGCGACGACGAGGGCAUUUUCAUAUCAAAAAUAACAAGGGGUGGCCCUGCCGAUUUAGCCGGACUUUGCGUCGGUGAUAAAGUGCUCAAAGUGAACGGAGUUUCGGUUAUUAAUGUAAGUCACUAUGAUGCCGUCGAAGUUCUUAAAGCGUCUGGUCCGCUAUUAACUCUGGAAGUAAGUCGCGAAGUGACUCCUGAAAUUGUCGAAAAUUCCGAUAUCAAAAGCGAUAUGCAAAACAACAAUACCAUCGCGAAACCUCCUAAACCUGCUUCUCCUUCCCCUCCAGAAUUACCGGAAGAAAAUAAAGAUAACUUCACACAAAGAGUUUUGAUCCAUACCACUCUCAUACGUGAUUCGCAAGGAUUAGGGUUUAGUGUUGCGGGCGGUAAGGGAUCGCCUUGCUUCCAGCCUGGCAGUGACGAUCUGUAUAUAUCACGGAUAACCGAGGGAGGUGCAGCACAUAGAGAUGGAAAAUUGCUUGUUGGUGAUAAACUUGUCUCGAUCAAUGGCAUCGAUCUCGCGAUGGCCACCCAUGAUCAAGCGGUCAGUUUGUUAACUGGUCUGGAACGAUUUGUUAGAAUUGUUGUUGAACGGACAGUAAACGUGCCCUCUGGUAAUCUCAAUCAGCCCUCGUCGAUAUUCGCCCUGCAAAAGGCUUAUCCUGGAUUAUAUACAAACAGAAAUGCGGAGCAGUUCAACACCAUAGCAUCCGAGAAAGAGAAAAAGAACUACAAUCAGCCUUUGUCUGAAUCAAAAUCGACCAACGGUUACGCUACACUUCCGCCCAAAGUUGAUCUUCCCCAACCCGCUCCGCGAAAGCUAAGUACUAAAAGCCCAGACCAAACUCAAUCGUUUUCUUCGAGCACUUUGCCCCCUAUCUAUACAACUGCUAGUCAACAACAGCAUACAAUUCCCACAACUACUCCAUCGACCACGAAAAAUUAUGCUUACCAAAACCAAACGCCAACAAUGACUCCAAACGCUAGCAUCAACAGUAACCACCACCACCAGGAAGCUGCUGCAGAUAAGGACCGCAAUAAUAAGGCGGAUCCGCCACCAUUUUCGUCUCUCGAGGGAGACGAUUUACAGGUACUGCCAAGGCCUAUCACAAAUGAGGAAUUCCAAGCCAUGAUUCCUGAUCAUUUCCUUAAAAAACCUUCCCCUCCUACCGAACCUAGUUCCGCAGUGACCGUAACGAUUCGCAAGCCGGAUACGAUCGAAUUGCCCCCACCGUCUACGGGGCCAGGAAGAAUCACCGAAACCAUCACCAAGAGUACAUUCACUGAAACCGUGGUCACUCGCAUAACCGAUAAUAAACUGGUUGUGCCCGUGAUCAUUGAGAACGUAAUUUUAAACAAGUCCGGAGGUUCUCUAGGAUUCAGUAUUAUUGGAGGAACUGAUCACUCUAGCAUACCAUUUGGUGCAAAAGAACCCGGUAUAUUUAUUUCUCAUAUGGUACCAAAUGGGACUGCUGCAAUGAGUGGAAAACUCAGAGUUGGAGAUCGAAUUCUCAAAGUUAAUGAUAGUGACGUAACGCAAGCUACCCACCAAGAAGCUGUCAUGGAACUUCUACGACCUGUGGACCAAAUUAAGCUAACGAUACGUCAUGAUCCACUGCCAGAUGGUUUUCAGGAAAUUGUUUUGAUGAAAGAAGAAAACGAGAAGCUUGGAAUGCACAUAAAAGGCGGCUUGCAGGGGCAAAGAGGAAAUCCUCUUGAUAGAACCGACGAAGGUGUAUUUAUAUCAAAAAUUAAUUCUGUUGGUGCGGCUCGUAGAGAUGGCAGAUUGAAAACUGGUAUGCGGUUAAUCGAAGUUAACGGUAAAUCCCUACUGGGAGCCACUCAUCAAGAAGCAGUUAGUGCAUUAAGAUCCUGUGGAAAUGUCAUUCGAAUAACUGUCUGCAAAGGAUACGACCGAGCAGAAGUGGAAAAAGCAAUUUUAGAUGGGAAACUGACAAGAGGGGGUUCGAUAAGCAGUCGGUCUCAGAGUGUUAGUUCCUUAGAUUUUCCAGAUGAAGAAGUUAGACAAGAAGCAAAGUUAAGAUCUGAAUUGGACCAGUUUGAGAAGGAGGAUGCUGAAAAACGACUGGGAUUGAUUGAAAGACAGUCAGAAGAAGAUUUAAGUCUCGUAGAGGCUAGACACGCAACAACUCCAGUAGAGAAGGUAAUGGACGUAGUAAGAGCAGUGGAAAACCUUGCAUUGAGUUCUACAACCGAAACCCCUGUGGCUCCAAAAUCGCCUGGUGGUCCCAAUACUGAACUCAAAACUACCACUGUGGUAAUGAGUAAGCACACUUUGGCACCGCAGUUGGAUACUCCACCACAAUCGCCAAAAAGCGAUAUAAAAAACAUGAGUGUCAGCGAUAAGAAAAAGUUUUUUGAAAAUGCGAUGGAUGAAAGCCAGAAAGUUCCAAAACCAGCCAAACCGUUUAGUUAUCUAAGUGCGGAUGAAAUCGAGAAAAUGAAGGACGAAGAAGAAAAAAAAUUUGCAUCGCUAGUUCGAGCUGAAGUAAGCUCCUUGGGAACAUUAGAUCAUUCCGACAGUGAAUCGGUCGAUUCACAACCAUCCAGACCGGCUAGUACAAUUGGAAUUGUUCGAACUGCUAAAGCGGAACGUCGAUUACGAGAUAAAAUAAGAGCGGAAGGCCUUCUAACAGACGAGGACGACAUUUCUCUUUCUCCUGCGCAAGAACGUGCACUAAGAGCUGAGAAACGGGCAGCAUGGAGACAAGCAAGGCUUAAAUCUCUCGAACAGGACGCGAUACAAGCUCAAAUGGUCAUUAAAUCUAUGACCGAUAUGGUAGAGGUUGGUUUAAAUCCUUCCGAGAAAAAGGAUCAGGACUCGGGUAACAUCACUAAUAGCAGUGCGUGUAUUCGACUAUGGCCGUCCAGUAACGAUUUUCCAAAACUAGCAAUCACAUCGAAACCAGGAAAUACAACAGUGCGAGAAAACGAGAAGUUGCUUGGAGAAAAAGUCACACGUCGCACUGAAGAAUAUAUUGACGAUGCGACAGGUGAAAAGCGUGUACGAACCGUUGAGUAUGUAGAGAAGUUGAUUGAGAAAGAGAUAGAGACGUGCCAGGAGAAAAUAAUUUCUUUAGAACUAACAAAGCCGGAAACUACAGUUUUGCAUUUGGAAAUUAAUGGUAAUAAAAUCAUAAAGGAAGAUGAUGAAGAAACUGAAAAGUCUGACGUAACAACCCCUACUGCCGCAGAAGAAGAUGAAUUACAGGUGAAGGAUGAUAGGAAACAUUUAACGAGUGCAAAGAGAAAGAAAAAAAGAAGUAAAAAAGGAAAGAACUAGUACAAGAGUUUUUUAUACAUCACAAAAUAAAUAUCUUCGGUGGUUGGGUGUUCUUAUUUAUAACAUGAAAACAUUUUUUUUAGUAUGUUAACAUAAAUAUGUCCUACAGUUAUAGGUAUUUUAAAAAGUCUCAAACGACAUGUAUUUUUGUAUUUAAGCAUAUCAGGAAAUGAUACUUCCACAGUAUUUAAUUGUAAGAUAUUUUUAAUAUAAAACAUUGCAUUUCUAAUUACAUAGAUUUGUUAAAGUUAAUGAAAAAGAAAGUAUAAUCAAAUAAAUUAUAUUUACACAAUUUAAUUCACCAAUCUAUUCAUUUAUUUUUGAGGUAACAAUUGGCAUUUAUGUACUUAUGAAAGCAAUUUAUUUUACUUAUUAAACAAUUUAUAACCAUGUCCUUCAUUUCUGUAAAUUGUGAUGAUAUGUAUAGCUAAUAAAACUACUCUCAUUAUUUAAUAGGUACUUAUUAUAUACUGUUUAAUAUACGGAGG